AUGGACCGUUGGGGCCGGGGCCGGGGCAUGCUAUCCCCGGACAUGGUCUUCCAGGAGGUCGCCAAGGACGCAGUCGCUGCGGCCCUGGAUGAGGCGAGCAGCGCGGCCUUUGUUGCGCUCGGGGCCGCUGGGGGCGGCAAGUCCUAUGCCAUCAUGGGUGGCGCGCGGCACUUUGCGGACCGGGGGUUGAUUCCCCGGACUUUGACCAUGCUCUUCGAGGCCAAGAAGGCCAGGAGCGACUUGGCGGAUCUGGAAGUGGAGAUCUCCUUCUUCGAAAUCUACAAGGGCCGGGCCUCCGAUCUGCUCACCGGCGGAGCGCUGCAGCGGCGCUCGGCGCCCGAAGAGAGCGUGGCCUACAAGUUGCUUUGCGACGGGGAUGCGAGGAGGAAGCUGGAGGACCGGCCCUUCAGCCCGGACUCCUCCAGCAGCCACGUGGUUUUCGCACUGCACUUGCGCCGCAGCGGCCGGGACGCGGAUUUGGUCUUCCUGGAUUUGGCGGCUGAGUUGGCGGAGGCGGUCGCUGCGGGCGUUGGAUUUCUUGGCUGA
Messenger RNA from Effrenium voratum, 546 nucleotides. The record is from the annotation of a GenBank genome assembly. Lineage: Eukaryota; Dinophyceae; Suessiales; Symbiodiniaceae.